GCUGGGGGCCCGGCCAUGGCCGGGGAACGGCCCCCACUGCGGGGCCCUGGGCCAGGGCCGGGAGAGGCGCCGGGGGAGGGGCCCCCAGGACCGGGGGGCACGGGUGGAGGCCCGGGCCGGGGCCGCCCCUCCUCCUACCGGGCUCUCCGCAGCGCCGUGUCCAGCCUGGCGCGCGUGGACGAUUUCCACUGCGCUGAGAAGAUCGGGGCCGGAUUCUUCUCUGAGGUCUACAAGGUUAGGCACCGACAGUCAGGGCAAGUCAUGGUGCUGAAAAUGAACAGACUCCCCAGUAACCGGGGAAACACGCUACGGGAGGUGCAGCUGAUGAACCGGCUCCGACACCCCAACAUCCUAAGGUUCAUGGGGGUCUGUGUGCACCAGGGGCAGCUGCACGCUCUUACAGAGUAUAUGAAUGGGGGAACCCUGGAACAGCUGCUCAGCUCCCCAGAACCCCUAUCCUGGCCUGUCAGGCUCCGCCUGGCUCUGGACAUUGCCCGCGGCCUGCGGUACCUGCAUGCCAAAGGUGUAUUCCACCGAGACCUAACAUCCAAGAACUGUCUGAUCCGACGGGAAGACCGAGGCUUCACGGCUGUUGUGGGUGACUUCGGGCUAGCUGAAAAGAUUCCUGUGUAUAGGGAAGGGGCAAGAAAGGAGCCAUUGGCUGUGGUAGGUUCCCCGUACUGGAUGGCUCCAGAGGUGUUGCGGGGUGAGCUGUAUGAUGAGAAGGCCGAUGUCUUUGCCUUUGGGAUUGUCCUCUGUGAGCUCAUUGCACGAGUACCUGCGGACCCAGAUUACCUACCCCGAACUGAGGACUUUGGCCUGGAUGUGCCUGCUUUCCGGACCCUGGUAGGGGAUGACUGCCCACUGCCCUUCCUGCUUCUGGCCAUCCACUGCUGCAGUAUGGAACCUAGAACUCGUGCUCCCUUCACCGAAAUCACCCAGCAUCUGGAAUGGAUCCUGGAGCAGCUGCCUGAGCCAGCCCCCCUCACCAGAGCUCCCCUGACACACAAUCAGAGGUCUGUUUCAAGAGGGGGUCCCUCUGCCACACUUCCUAGGCCAGACCCCCGGCUUUCCCGAAGCCGGUCAGACCUCUUCCUGCCCCCGUCACCAGAAUCACCCCCCAACUGGGGGGACAAUCUGACUCGUGUCAACCCCUUCUCACUCCGGGAAGACCUCCGGGGAGGCAAGAUCAAGCUGUUGGACACACCCAGCAAGCCAGUCGGCCCCCUGCCCCUUGUUCCACCAUCACCACUGCCCUCCACGCAGCUGCCCUUGGUGACCACUCCAGAGACCCUGAUCCACCCUGGGACACCUGCCCGUCGCUGCCGCUCGCUCCCAUCAUCCCCUGAGCUCCCCCGACGUAUGGAGACAGCACUGCCAGGUCCUGGCCCUCCCAGUAUGGGCCCCUCGGCUGAAGAAAGAAUGGAGUGUGAGGGCAGUAGCCCUGAGCCAGAACCCCCAGGACCAGCUCCCCAGCUGCCCCUGGCCGUGGCCACAGACAACUUCAUCAGCACUUGUUCCUCAGCCUCCCAGCCCUGGUCCCCUAGAUCGGGACCUGUCCUUAACAACAACCCCCCAGCUGUUGUGGUGAACUCCCCACAAGGCUGGGCUGGGGAGCCAUGGAACCGGGCCCAGCAUAGCCUGCCCCGGGCAGCAGCCCUGGAGCGGACAGAACCCUCGCCGCCCCCUUCAGCUCCCCGGGAGUCUGAUGAGGGACUGCCCUGCCCCGGCUGCUGUCUUGGCCCUUUCAGCUUUGGCUUCCUGUCCAUGUGCCCCCGCCCCACACCAGCUGUUGCCCGCUACCGCAACCUGAACUGUGAGGCGGGCAGUCUCCUCUGCCACCGAGGGCACCACGCCAAGCCUCCCACACCCGGCCUGCAGCUGCCCGGGGCGCGCUCUUAGCAGUGGGGCCUGUGGUCUCUGGCCUCCAACUUUGGCCUUCAGGAAGCCCCGUGAGGACAGAGCACACAUGUUGGACAGUGCCAGCCCCAGAUGGGCUGACCGGCUCUUCUCCCCGUGUAGGGGAACCUCAGCAUGGAUUCAAGGGACAGAACGUUUCCUAUCCAGCCCCUGGGCUUGCUCUCCUGUGGGCGAUCACUGAACCAGACAAAGCAUUGCUGACACAUGAGACUAACACGUGCAAUUAUUUAAAAAUAUUUCAAUAAAACUGCCUGGCUGGCUCCGGGCUGCCCCUAUCCACUCAGUCCAUGCGCCCUCCUCCACCCCCCUGCAAUUCCACCAUAGGAAGUUCUUGGGGAGGCCAAAAUCUAACGACUUCUUCACCCGUUUCCCAGAAACAGUCCAGUUUCUGGGGCAGGAUUUCAAGCAGGCAGCAGGCUGGCUGGAAGUGUUGGGCAUGGAUCAGCCCUUGCCUGGGCACUGCCCAGGCAGAGUGACGGGACGCUGGAGGGAGAUGAUCUUAGGACCUGCAGACUGCAGUUAGGGGUGAGGGGUACAGGCUCUUGUUGGCAAGAGUACCUAUAAGAGUAAAGCACCAGUGAGCUCUGCAGUUGACUGUUACUAAGAACAUUCAUCCAGCUCAUCCCACCUCCCUGGACAGCCACAUCACCAGCCUCCCUUCAGUUCCAGACCUUUCCUGCCCGACCCCAGGACCCCCCUUACAUAAGCAGACCAAGACCUUGAAGGCUGUAGAGGUGACCGUCACUCUCAGGAAUAAGUUUUACCCCUGGCUUCUGAGCCCUUGCUCUGAGUUCCUCUCCCUCCCUCGUCCCCAACUCCCAUGCCUCAGUCGAUUUGUCAUGCUUACCCAACUCAGGGCGAAAAGUGGUCCCUAUCUGGAUGCUUGAAAGCUGCCAUCUCACAGAUGCAGGGAUGAGGAGAAGUACAGUCGUCCCACAGCAUUCUUAGCCACUUGCUUUGUACCUUGUAACAUCCUGAGCUUUGACCAUAAUACAUAGAUUGGCGAGGUAGAACUGGGUUAAGCCCUGCCCCUCCUCUCCCACCCUCCCUUCUCUCCCCUUGCCCUGCAUUAAACACAAUGAAGUUCUAA
Messenger RNA from Leptonychotes weddellii (Weddell seal), 3010 nucleotides. It is a transcript of the gene TESK1, whose product is annotated as testis associated actin remodelling kinase 1. The record is from RefSeq and is a predicted model, not a curated record. Gene Ontology annotation, molecular function: ATP binding; protein serine/threonine kinase activity. Gene Ontology annotation, biological process: protein phosphorylation; actin cytoskeleton organization; positive regulation of stress fiber assembly. Gene Ontology annotation, cellular component: nucleus; cytoplasm. NCBI's taxonomy places the organism in Eukaryota, Metazoa, Chordata, Mammalia, Carnivora, Phocidae.